Tuber aestivum (summer truffle) is the source of this 1432-nucleotide messenger RNA. The record is from the annotation of a GenBank genome assembly. NCBI's taxonomy places the organism in Eukaryota, Fungi, Ascomycota, Pezizomycetes, Pezizales, Tuberaceae.
GGCACCGCUCAAUCCACUCCCCUUCUACUCGUAGAGUGAGGGUCGGAAUGAGGCUCAAACGAGGGGUGUUACUGCAUGUGUGACCUAAGACAGAUGCUAUGAUACCAAGAACGUUAUAGGUAACUUCCACCUUUAACCUCUCUCCACUGUCAAUUGCCUCCCCCCAACCAUCGAUAUCCCCAUCCUCUAGUCAGCCUCCAUCGCCCCUCCGAUACCCCUCAUCAGCCUCUGCACCUUCCCCUGAGCCUCCAUCAUGGACGAUAUCCUUGCCAAAUACACCUCCCCUCAUGACGACGUGUUCUACGGUGAGGACGAAGAUGUCCCGAAGCUUACCAUUACGAAGCCAUCGCUCAAACAUAACUUCUCUCUGCCCCCCAUCGCCCAGGUAUAUAUUUCCGGUGUCUGGACUGCUAUUGGAAAACUUGGGAGCAUUUAUCAACUGAUGACAGCCCACAGGUUUUCUGCGUGCUCUGACGGAUGAUUAUUCCAAUCCCGAUUGUCCUAUUAAGCUCGCCCAUGGAACUACUACCCUUGCCUUCAGAUUCCAGGGCGGGAUCAUCGUAGCUACAGAUUCCCGUGCGACCCAGGGAAGCUGGAUAUCAUCGCAGACUGUUAGGAAGGUUAUCGAGAUUAAGUAAUAUUGUCCAGUCCUUCCCUACUGCUAGCUAUCUGGAUGAGAAUACCGUCCUAUGUGCUAACCCCACCAGUGACAAAAUGCUUGGAACUAUGGCCGGAGGAGCGGCAGACUGUCAAUACUGGCUUGGUUAUCUCGGUGUGGAAUGUAGACUUCACGAGCUCCGUCACAAGCGCCGUAUCUCCGUCGCCGCUGCCUCUAAAAUCUUAUCCAAUCUUGUCUACACCUACAAAGGAAUGGGCCUAUCCAUGGGAACUAUGAUUGCCGGUGUCACCGCCCUCGAAGGCCCGGCGCUCUAUUACAUUGACUCGGAUGGAACUCGUCUUGCCGGGAAUCUCUUCUGUGUUGGUAGUGGCCAAACAUUCGCCUAUGGUGUGCUGGAUAGGGAAUACGACUAUAACCUCAGCACUGAAGAAGCGUUAGCGUUGGGCUCGAGGAGUAUCCUAGCAGCUACUCACAGAGUAAGUGCCCUCCUGAAAUGUUUGGAAGACGGCGGCUGAUGGGAUGGCAGGAUGCAUACUCUGGCGGCUCGAUAAACCUCUACCACGUCAAGGAGGAGGGAUGGACAAAGCAUGGCUUUACGGACACCAACCCUGUGUUUUGGAAGACCAAGUUGGAGAAGGGCGAAUUCUCGAAUGUCUCAACUGACUUUUAAGACAUCUCCUAGACAAAGAGACUGCCUUUUGGCGAUAUUGUAUUUUGUCAGCCCUAGGCUUUGGUAGCAAAUGACUAUUCAUGCUAAAUUUCUUGUGCUCGGGUAAUCCUGUGAUUAAACGCAAAAAUAUAUCUUUGCAUCUU